Messenger RNA from Prosopis cineraria, 3351 nucleotides. RefSeq names its product protein RRP6-like 3. Lineage: Eukaryota; Viridiplantae; Streptophyta; Magnoliopsida; Fabales; Fabaceae. The record is from RefSeq and is a predicted model, not a curated record. Gene Ontology annotation, biological process: nuclear polyadenylation-dependent CUT catabolic process; nuclear polyadenylation-dependent snRNA catabolic process; nuclear polyadenylation-dependent rRNA catabolic process. Gene Ontology annotation, cellular component: nuclear exosome (RNase complex); nucleolus. Gene Ontology annotation, molecular function: 3'-5'-RNA exonuclease activity; nucleotide binding; nucleic acid binding. The transcript is spliced from 12 exons. Bases 476 to 3058 code for a protein of 860 amino acids.
ACAAUGGCGUCACUUUAUUUGGUACCAGGAAACUGAAGGAGUCAUAGAUAAAAUUUAUGUGUUUCUUCAUAAAAAAAUUGUCUUUUAAUACUGAUGCUAAGUCAGAAAUUGUACGGGAGACAUAAUUUUUGAACUUACUUUUCUUAUUUUUGUAUGGGAUUAAAUCUUUCAAGUAGCAUUUCUGGAUGGAAAGCAAUAGACUUUUUUCAUCAGUUGAAACUAUUAUGAAAUUUUUAAAAUAGCCUGGUCCGGUCAAGUAAAUGCGCAAUCAGUGCAUAAAUGGCAGAAUUUGGUAAGGCUAUUGGAAAUUAUUGACAAAAAAGUACUUUACAGUUUCAUUCCAUUGAUUCUGCUAAAUGAAAAUGAUCCAGAAAAGGGUUAAAUUUUAUGUUUUUAGAAACAUUUAAACGACGAUGUUCUAGACAUUGUGUUGAACGGAGCUACGAGUGGUCAAUUGUACGUGGUAGAAAAUUCGAUGCCAGCAAACUCAGAGAGGCCUUCAAAUUCCCAUCCUUUUGAGGCAGAGAUUACAGCAUUAUUGAAAAACCCUCAGCCUCAAUUUGAAUUCAGUACUGAGAUUGAGGAACUGAAGAAGAAAGAUACAUAUGUCUGGAUUGAUACAGAGUUGCAAUUAAAGGAACUUGUCAAUGUAUUAAAUAAAGAGAGGUUCUUUGCUGUGGACACAGAACAACAUACUUUGCGAUCUUUUCUUGGCUUCACAGCAUUAAUUCAGAUUUCUACUCCGCAGGAGGAUUAUUUGAUCGACACAAUUGCCCUGCAUGAUUUAAUGGGCAUUCUUCGCCCAGUCUUUGCAAAUCCUUUAAUUUGUAAAGUGUUUCAUGGAGCUGAUAACGACAUUGUCUGGCUCCAGCGAGAUUUUCAUAUCUAUGUUGUUAAUCUCUUUGAUACUUCAAAGGCAUGUGAGGUGCUGUCGAAACCACAGAAAUCACUUGCAUAUCUACUAGAAACUUAUUGUGGUGUUACGACAAAUAAAUUAUAUCAGCGUGAAGACUGGAGACAACGUCCCCUCUCAGCAGCAAUGAUACAUUAUGCACAGACAGAUGCACACUAUUUGUUAUAUAUUGCAAAUUGUUUGAUCACUGAGCUCAAACAGCUGGACGGUGAAAACUCUGGUUCCGAUGACAAAUUCCAUUUUCUUCACGAGGCUAGUCGACGUUCCAACAUGACUUGUUUGCAACUUUUCACAAAAGAGAUUGAAGCUUCUCCUGGGGAAUCUGCUGCGUUGUCAUUAUUUUCACGAUAUGUGGGUGGUGAGAGUUCUCCAGUUUCCAGUGAAACCCAGUUUCAGAAUUUUGUGAGGCGACUAUGUGCAUGGAGAGAUGUGAUGGCUCGUGUCCAUGAUGAGAGCUUGAAAUAUGUAUUAUCAGACCAGGCAAUUGUUGCUUUGGCAAAUAAGCCUCCAACAAGUGACUCUGAAAUAUGCAAUGGCAUAGCUCAGGCUGAUAUCAAUAUAGAAAUGGGUGUCAAUUCUUUCUUCUCUUCUCCAUCUCCUAUUGUUGGUAGCCACCUUAGUGAUUUCUAUGAUUUACUUACAGACAAUUUAGCUAGCACUGAAGAUAUUUAUUCAGUGAUUCUUCAGAAGUGCCUUGGUCCAAAUGGGAGUUGUCCCAUUUCUCUAUUUAAUUAUUCUUUGUUGGUUAGCAGUAAUCCGAGACCUAUGAUAGCCUAUAAACAUCAUAGUGUAAAAAACUCGAAACAAGUUUCUCGGAAGGCUUCUCGAGAUUUGUUUGUUCAGAAAUUCUCCUGUAAAUCUCCUGUUUAUCAUAAUUGUCGGAUCUAUGCUAAUGAUGGGCGGCUGCUUUGUUACUGUGAUAGGAGGAAGCUUGAAUGGUAUCUGAAUCGGGAUCUGGGAAAACUAAUUGAUGACGAUCCACCUGCUAUAAUGCUUCUUUUUGAACCAAAAGGUCGCCCAGAGGAUGAAGACAAUGAUUUUUAUAUCCAGAGCAAGAAAAACAUAUGUGUUGGCUGUGGUGAAGGAAAUCACUACUUGCGGUACCGGAUAAUCCCAUCGUGCUAUAGAAUACAUUUUCCUGAGCAUUUGAAAAGCCAUCGUUCUCAUGAUAUUGUCCUGCUUUGUGUGGACUGUCAUGAAGUUGCUCAUGCUGCUGCAGAGAAAUACAAGAGAAAGAUAGCAGCUGAAUUUGGGAUUCCUCUCUAUGUUCAGAGGGUAAUCGAUCCAGGACAAGCAUCUGAAGUAGCCUUUGAAGAGGGAGGUGUUUCUCCCUUACAGUUGCGAACAGCAGCCAUGGCUCUUCUGCGCCAUGGACCAAGAAUGCCUCCCAAUCGCCGUGAUGAACUGACUGAGACUGUGAAGAGGUACUAUGGAGGGAGGGACAUAUCUGAAGAAGAUUUAGAGAGAGCUUUGCUAGUUGGCAUGAGUCCACAUGAGAGAAGACGAUUUGAGAAGAAGAGAGGAUAUUCAUUUAAGCAUUCAGUAAGAGGUACUGCUGUGGAGACAGUAUAUGAAAAUCAAGGUGAUUGCACGCCAACAAUUGGGGUUGGGGACACAUCAAAUUUUAAUGCUCUAGAUGGUUCAUCUGCAAAUAAAGCAACAAGCAAUGGAUUAGGUAGAGAACUUAUUAUAGUAAAGGAUGAUGUCAGAAACCGCACAGUAUCUUCUGAUCUAGGAGUUAAUGGAGCUGAACAUGCAAGUGCUGAUAAAAAUUCAGAUUCUAAUGACCUAAGUGCUGCUGUAAAUGCUGAUGACAGUUGUCUAAGCGAAAGGGCUCCAAAUGGAAGCGAUGACUUAUCUUUUAGAGAUGAAGAGUCCGCUCAAGUGAAACAUAAUUCAAAGCUGUCACUCUUAGGACACGGACCACAUGGGAAGCAAGUUGUUGAACAUUUAUUGAAGGAAUACGGCGAGGAUGGCAUUCGUCAGUUUUGUCAGAGAUGGAGACAAGUUUUUGUUGAAGCUGUCAAACCACGGUUUCUACCUGCUGGCUGGGACAUAAAUCACAGUGGUAGAAGGGAUUUCGGUGAAUUCAGUGUCUACAAUCCGCUCAGACAGGGAUCUGCUGCUAUUGCUACUCGCAAGUGACUACCUGGAGCUGCAGGUUGCAACGAGCUUAUUUGCGGGACCUCUGAUCUGAUGCUAUUAUUCCUUCAGAUUUGUUCCUCCACGUCCUUUCUGUCUUGGGUUAUUUUAAAGGUGGACUAUUGAAAUAUGAUGAUAGUUAUACAAAUUUCUGUCUAAAUUUUGUGCAGAUAAGAAUUGGAGAUGGAAACAUCGAAACAGGCCAAACUGAGUCAUUUUCAUUUUUAGGCUCGGCAUCUUGAAUAGGCAAUACUCAAAUUCUGCCCAUUUAAUUAAAAGAGAAUUUGGGUUCAAUC